AUGUCGACGAGAGAAUCUUGCAUCGUUGCCUUGCAGGGCUCCGAGUUGGAGGCAGAGCCAGAGCCUUCCAUGGUGAACGCAACGAGUGGCCGUGAUGACGACGGGAGGGCACCAGGGUUGGCAACAAGGGACCAGAAAGUCACCAAGGCCGUGCAGCACCGCUUCACAGUCUACACAGCACGAUCACGAUCUGCAACGGUAAGAAGGACGAGGACCUUCGACCACAACAGCCCUUUGACAUGGUACAUGAGCAUGCUUACAAACACUUACAGUUUCAGCACAGAUCCAAUCCUCUCCUCGCAAGUCAUACGCGAAUCGAACUCGUGCUUGUUAAUGUCUGGACCCAAGAGUGAUCCACGGCGCAAACCCGAGCGCGAGGCCGAAGGACCUUUCAGGGAAGUCAGCAUGUCUUCCAGCGUCGCGCAAGGCGCUCAGUCUGGGCAGCCGUGCCUUCGCAACCGCUCCUCUUCCGUCAGCAAGGCUGUCAAUCAAGUGAGCACCUAUGCGGACAAGGCCGAUGCAUCGUCCUCAGAUAUGCAGGCGCAGAAAGCCAAGGGCCGCAAGGCCUCCUCGGGAAUCCUUUCUGACUUGGUCACCUUGCGGUGGAUGAUUGACCCAGUCGCCUCCCUUAAGAUCACCGGCGUCAUCGUCGCUUUGUGGGCUGUCGUGUCCGUUCUUGCUCCCCACCGACCAAAUCCGUUCUCGCGACUGCUCUUCAUCUCCCACCGCGUCCCCGUCACGCAAGUGAUACUCGCAGAACCAAAGGCCGCGCUGUCCGGCGACACUAUGCGGUACCAAAAGGGCUGGUAUGACUUGAGCUUCAUCGCUUUCUACAUCAUCGUCUUUUCUUUCAUCCGCCAGUCCAUCACGCUCUGGGUCUUCAAGCCCUUUGCACUGUGGUGGGGGAUCAAGAAUGAGACGAAGCAGACGCGCCUUAUGGAACAAGGAUAUGCCUUUUGCUACUGGGGCUCCUUUGGUCUGUUGGGCUUAUAUGUCAUGAAGUCUCAGGACAACUGGUGGUACCAACUCGAGCAUCUGUGGCUCAAGUACCCACACUGGCAAAUGCGCCCUGAGCUCAAGUACUAUUACCUUCUGCAGCUCAGCUACUGGCUGCAACAGGCAUUCGUCAUGCUCUUGCGCCUCGAAAAGCCACGCAAAGACUACUAUGAGCUGGUCGCCCAUCAUCUCGUCACGCUCUGGCUCAUCGGUUGGUCGUACUUAAUCAACAUGACCAUGAUCGGCACGACUGUUUUUGUCUGCAUGGACAUCCCAGACACUUGGCUCGCCAUGUCCAAGUUCGUCAACUAUCUCGGCCUCGACAACAUUACCACGCCCAUCUUCGCGACGUUCAUCGCUAUCUGGACGUACUUCCGCAUCUACCUCUCUGCUCGGACGCUGUGGAGCGUGUGGUUCCAAUUCGAUCUGAUCCCAGCCCACACGCGCGAAUGGAACCCUGCAAAGGGCUGGUGGCUCGCUCCCUGGAUGAGGUACCAGAUCUUUGCUCCGCUCUUCCUCCUCCUGCUCUUGAACCUCUUCUGGUAUUACCUCAUGUGGCGCAUCGCGAUGCGCACCCUCCGCGGCAUCUACAAGGAUGAAAGAGAGGAGGGCGAGUAUGAAGAUGAAGAGGAGGAUGCUAGCACUGCGGGAAAGAAGAAGGCAGAGGCUUCAGUCGAGAUGAAGCGGUGACCAGCCUGGUUGACUAGAGCCACGAGGGAACUGUUUGCAGUUGCAUAGACUGGCUUUCUCAAAAGCAAAACAACAGAAGAUAAUGAAUACAAUUUUGCCAGCG
Messenger RNA from Tilletiaria anomala UBC 951, 1789 nucleotides. RefSeq names its product LAG1-domain-containing protein. Gene Ontology annotation, cellular component: membrane. Gene Ontology annotation, molecular function: sphingosine N-acyltransferase activity. The transcript has 4 exons. Gene Ontology annotation, biological process: ceramide biosynthetic process. The record is from RefSeq and is a predicted model, not a curated record. The coding region runs from base 1 to 1686 and encodes 561 amino acids. Lineage: Eukaryota; Fungi; Basidiomycota; Exobasidiomycetes; Georgefischeriales; Tilletiariaceae.